AUGUUUGGCCCUUUUCGCAGUACACUUGCCCGACUUGGAGGUUUAGUUAAGAAAGAUCCCUGGAGGUUGUCACACAAUCGAAAAUAUCGUCUCCGUCAACGACUUCGCGGCGUUGAUCAGGUUGUCGAUGUCCUACGUUCUGCUUUGUCAAAACAAAAUGAAUCGGUACAUGCCAUUGAAAGCUUUGCGGCUACAAAUCCAAAAGAAUCUGAAAUGACACCCAAAGAUAAGUACACUGUGUUCACCAGAAAAACACAGGGUUCUGGCCCUGGUGGAUUUCGCAAAUCUAUACAUAAAGUGCCUAAAUGGACCAAGAUUACUCAUCGCACCAACCCUGAAGGUUUUUAA
Molecule: messenger RNA, 348 nt
Organism: Schizosaccharomyces osmophilus
Lineage: Eukaryota; Fungi; Ascomycota; Schizosaccharomycetes; Schizosaccharomycetales; Schizosaccharomycetaceae
Gene: mrpl31
Product: mitochondrial ribosomal protein subunit L60
Exons: 1
Coding region: 1-348 (115 amino acids)
Cellular component (GO): mitochondrial large ribosomal subunit
Molecular function (GO): structural constituent of ribosome
Source: RefSeq, a predicted model, not a curated record